AUCUUCCUCCCAACACCCCUUUUUCUUCUUCUUCUUGUCUCUCCAUCUCAUUCUUCUAACAAAUUCAUUAUCUUCUUCCUUUUUCCUUCUUCCUCUUUUUUUUUUAUUCUCUCCAUCUGGGUUCUGCUGGAGAACCCAGAUCGGGUCCUGCAGCAGAACCCAGAUCGGGUCCUGUUUUGCAGAACCCAGAUCUGGGUUCUGCGAUCUGGGUUCUGCUGGGUUCUGCAGCAGAACCCAGAUCUGGGUUUCUCCAGGAGAACCCGGGAGAAAAAAUGAAGGGAAAAAAAAAAAAAAGAGGAAGAAGGUACCCAUGUUUGAGAAAAUGGAUGAGCAGCUGUUAGAUGCAAUGUGUGAGCGUCUCAAACCUGUACUUUACACUGAAAAAAACUACAUUGCAAGGGAGGGGGAUCCGGUGGAGGAGAUGCUGUUUAUACUACGAGGAAAUUUGGUCAGCAUCACCACCAACGGCGGAAUGACUGGCUUCUUCAAUGCUGUUAAUCUCAAAGUCGGUGACUUUUGUGGAGAAGCACUUCUUCCUUGGGCCUUGGAUCCUCAGUCCUCCUCUCAUCCACCCAUCUCCACCAGAACCAUACAGGCUUUGUCCGAAGUCGAGGCCUUUGCUCUGUUAGCUGACGACCUCAAGUUCGUUGCCUCCCAGUUCCGGCAUCUCAAUAGCAAACAGCUCCAACACACUUUCAGAUUCUACUCCGUGCAGUGGAGGACAUGGGCGGCCAGCUUCAUACAGGCAGCCUGGCGAGACUACUGGAAAAAGAAGCUUCUUAAGUCGGUACGGGCAGAGGAUGCUAAUGACGCCGGUAAAUCGCCGAGCCUUGGCGCCACGAUUUACGCAUCGAGAUUUGCAGCCAACGCGUUGCGAAGCUUGCGACAGCAUGAGACUUCCACCCCCAGAAUGCUGCCUCAGAAGCCGGCGGAGCCUGAUUUUACUGCCCAUCAAGGCUAGUAAAUGUUAAUUCUCUGUUUUUUCUAUUUUCUGUUUUAUAUAUGCUUGGAUAGAUUCGGAAGAAUGAUACGUGGUAAACAAGGCAUGUGGAUGGGCUAUCAGGAUGGUCUUAAAUUGGCUGUUGAGAGAAAUUUUACUCACUUAAUUGUGGAAAGUGACUCUUACACUGCAGUCUCUCUUUUACAGCAAAAUCCCCCUUAUUUCCACCCACUAAAUACUGUCAUUUUUU
Rubroshorea leprosula is the source of this 1190-nucleotide messenger RNA. NCBI's taxonomy places the organism in Eukaryota, Viridiplantae, Streptophyta, Magnoliopsida, Malvales, Dipterocarpaceae. The record is from the annotation of a GenBank genome assembly.